AUGUCAAAUCCAUUUGUAGUAAAAUACUAUGAUUCUUUUAUUGAAAAGAGUACUUUGUGUAUAAUUAUGGAAUAUUGUGAUGGAGGCGACCUUUGUACAUUUUUAAAAUCUUAAUUAGGCCGACCUUUGUAGGAAUAAAAAAUUUGGCAUUUUUUCAUCCUUAGUACAUUAGGUUUAGAUUAUAUACAUAGAAAAAAAAUACUACAUAGAGAUAUUAAAACUAUGAAUAUUUUUCUUACAAAAUAAGGAAGUAAUAAUGUAAGAAUAGGAGACUUAGGAGUCGCCAAAAUAUUAUAAGAUUAAGAUAAUUUCGCACGUACAUUGGUUGGAACUCCCUAUUAUUUAUCGCCUGAAAUGUGUGAGGAAAAACCUUAUAAUGAAAAAUCGGAUAUAUGGAGUCUUGGAUGCGUUUUGUAUGAGUUAUAAGAUCUUCGACUUAAACAAGAAAUGUACUAGAAAUAAUUAGCAGACUUAAAAUAAUUUCAAGUAAAAUAAAACAAUAAACCAUUAAAUUAAAAACGUAUAAAAACUCCUAAAAAGGAAGAAGAUUAAAAACUUGAUUUAUUAAAACCAAAAAUUAAGAGUGAUAAAGAUUUAAGUGAAAAAGACUAAGAUGAAAUAGAUUAAGUUAUUUAAGAAAAUAUUAAUUAUAAUUUAAAUCCUUAAAAACACUACUAAUUUACUUUUUAAAAUAAAAAUCGUAUUCUCCUGACAGUAGAUUAUUUGUAUUUUGGAAAGGAAUAUUAAUAAUAAUUCGAAGAACGAUCUUAAUAUAUUUAAAGUUUCCCUUCUUUAUGGACUUUACUAAAAUUAUUUAUUUUGAUUUUUACUAUGGCACACUUUUGUGGAUGUGGGUUUACUUUGGUUGCUUAUAUUUAAUAAUCUGCUAGUCCCAAUAGUACUAAUUGGUUAAAAAAAUAUGAAAUUAUUAAUGAAUAAUGGGUAACUCAUUAUAUUUAUAGCCUUUAUUUUAGCUUUAUUACUAUGAUUACUGUUGGUUAUGGAGAUAUCACUCCUUAGACUAAUUAUGAAAGGAUUUAUGUUAUUUUUAUGACUUUGAUUUCGUGCGCAGUAUUUGCUUAUUCAGUUAAUACUAUUGGGAAUAUUUUUUCUGAAAUUGCGGCAAGAUCAGCUAAUUAUAGAAAGGCGAUAUAGGAGCUAAAGGCUUUAUGA
Molecule: messenger RNA, 1173 nt
Organism: Ichthyophthirius multifiliis
Lineage: Eukaryota; Ciliophora; Oligohymenophorea; Hymenostomatida
Product: protein kinase domain protein
Exons: 7
Biological process (GO): protein phosphorylation
Molecular function (GO): ATP binding; protein kinase activity
Source: RefSeq, a predicted model, not a curated record